Molecule: messenger RNA, 3639 nt
Organism: Fusarium oxysporum Fo47
Lineage: Eukaryota; Fungi; Ascomycota; Sordariomycetes; Hypocreales; Nectriaceae
Exons: 8
Coding region: 1-3639 (1212 amino acids)
Biological process (GO): carbohydrate metabolic process
Molecular function (GO): hydrolase activity, hydrolyzing O-glycosyl compounds; chitin binding
Source: RefSeq, a predicted model, not a curated record
AUGCGUUUGCGCGCCUGGCUUUUCGUCUUGCUGCUAUUAUUUUUAUAUGUAGCAGCAGAUGACACGACCUGUAGUGCAUCCAAAAAGUGCAAGCAAGGAUGUUGCAACAAGUCUGGAAACUGCGGAUUUGGCCCUGACUAUUGCGGGAAAUCAGUUUGUUGUUCCGACUGUGAUAGAAAGUCGGACUGCAACCCAGGAUUCGGCAAGCAAUGGGCCAAGAGCGAUAAGUCUGCUGCUCCAAGCAUGGAUACUGUGACAACGAAAGACUUCUGUGGAAGCAAGACGGUUAAACGGCCAAGCUGCAAGAAAGGCGGCGACAUGCAGCGUGUUGUGGGCUACUUUGAAGGCUGGGCUAAGAACCGGCCUUGUGAGGUCUUCUCGCCUGAGCAGAUUCCCAUCGGUCUAUAUACACACAUCAACUUUGCCUUCGGUACCAUCAACCCCAACACGUUUUUAAUCGAAGCCAAUGACCCCGAGGACGUGGACAUGUAUGAACGCCUGAUGCUACUGAAGAAGAAAGAUACGAAUCUCAAGAUCUACCUUGCCAUUGGCGGGUGGACUUUCAACGAUCCCGGUCCUACAGCGAGAGUUUUCUCCGAUCUGUCGGCAUCACUAGCGCGUCAAAGAACUUUCUUCAAAUCAGUUGAGUCUUUUCUGGCAACAUACAAUUUUGACGGACUUGAUCUGGACUGGGAGUACCCGGUAGCUGAAGAGCGAUCUGGUCGAGAGGUUGACUACAAGAACUUUCCUGUCUUCAUGGCUUCAUUGAAGAAGGUCAUGGGGACAGGAGACAAAGGUUUGACUAUCACUCUACCCGCGUCAUACUGGUAUCUACAAUAUUUUGACAUUAAGAAACUGGAACCCACCGUCGAUUUCUUCAACAUCAUGUCCUACGACCUUCACGGAGCAUGGGACCAGAAGGCGAACUGGACUAAACCCUACCUCAACGCGCACACCAACCUUACGGAGAUUGACCUGGCAUUAGACCUUCUUUGGCGAAAUAAUAUUAAGCCUGAUAAGGUCGUGAUGGGCCUUGGCUUUUAUGGCCGCGCAUUUACGGCCCAAUCAGCGGCGUGUCGCAAGCCAGGCUGUUUGUUUAGCGACCCGGCCAACGCUGGCGAAUGCAGCCAAGAGAAAGGUAUUUUGCUGAACUCGGAGAUCGACAUUGAGGUCCGGAACCGCAAUUUGAAGCCCGAGUUAUACAAAGAAGAAGCUGUCAAGGUUGUCACUUGGGGAAAGCAAUGGGUGUCAUAUGAUGACGCCGAUACACUCAAGAUGAAGGUUGAUCGUGCUGGAGAACUUUGCCUUGGUGGCGUUAUGGUAUGGGCUAUCAGUCACGAUACCAAAGAUGCCCGGUACAACAAGGCCUUGGCCAAAGUACUCGGCCGCGAAGUGACGAGCGGCUCCUUGGACGAUGAUGAAAAGGCGGCCGAUUUUGUCAAGAAGCCCUACGAACAGUGCCGGUGGACGAACUGCAAGGAACCAUGUCCUAAAGGCUGGGUACAUGUCGGCCGUAGUGACCCGGGGGCUCGGAAAAACGAGCUGAUGUAUGAUGAGACAGCCUGCGGCGGUGAUGGCAUCCAUUCAUUCUGCUGUCCUCCUGAUCAGGACAUCCCAAUAUGUGGCUGGUGGGGGCAUGGCAAUGGAAAGUGUCAGAAGGAAUCAUCUUGCCCUAGCGGCAUGGUCGAGAUUGGUACAAACUCGAUGAAGUGCGAGGAUCCACCACGCGUACAGACGGCUUGCUGCAAGCCCAACACUGUGAGCAUGAAGCUCUACGAUACCUGUCGAUGGGGCGCGUACCCAGAGUGCAACACUAGCCCCGAGUGUCCUGGCGACUACUUCAACUGGCCCAUGGCCUCAUCUGGGUCAGGCUCCGGUGCAUUGAAAUGCAAUGAUCUCAAGAACGACCUCGGCACUCCCAUCAUCGGCGUACAGAUGCGCAACUAUUGCUGCAACACCAAGCCUGGUCUUCGUUUCAUUGACUGUCAAGUCCGUCGUGACUAUGGUCCAGCACCAGAUGCAGACGAUCUUGCUGGCUACUGUCGUAGCGGAUGCCCCAGCGAUCGCGUACGAGUGGCCCUUGAUACAGCUUUUCACACCUGCACUUCCAAGCUAGGAGGAGGACAAGCUACUUGCUGCAAAACGGACUACUCCGAGGAGGUGCUUGUACCCAACGAAAAGAUCGCGGUGUACAGGAAAGUUAUGGACGAUUGGGUCAAAGGCGGGACAUGCCCCAACCCCGACAAAGUCUUGGGCAAGCGAUCUACAACCGACUUGGUGGUCCGAGACGACCCGAUUGAGGAUAUCACGAUUUUCCUAUUGCUCCGGAAUCUCAUAACACACACAGGCAGCGAUGUCAUGUUAGCCCAGCAAGUCCACAUCUGGAACGACGGCGUUGAUGCUAUGGAUGAAGAGUACCUCCAGUACACCUACAUCAGCACCUACAUCCGACAAAACUGGAUAUUAGAUUGGCAAGGACCUUCAGAAAUAGCUCUUGACAUCCUUUGCCAUCCACACUAUUGGGCGAAAAGGAUCAGAGCCUACCUGACGGGUGACAGCGAGACCAAGGCGAAUCUCAUGAACUGCAAGACUAGCUUCUGUGAAAAGGCUGAAGAUUGUCCUAUUUUGAGUGAUGACGAAGGCGACCAAAGCGGCGACAACAGCCGUCGCCAUGUUACAUUGUUUGGCCGUCAUGCUCAUCAGCUUUCCCAUUCACACCAUCACCAGUUCAUACGCCACUCGUUAGAAGAACGUGGUCCAGACGAUAAUAAGCUCAAGUUUAAGGUCCCAGGUGCGCCUGCAGGUGAAAAUAUAUACGAAAUCGAGGUUCCUGAUGUAAGUCUUCGACAUCCUGACGCGGACAUAAAAGACGACGAUAACGAGCUACUCGAGAAGGUGGUGCUGAUUAGAUUGCGAGAUGACUGCUGGAUCCCUAUUGUUGGUAGACUCCCUUCGGGCGCUGCAUCGAAAUAUGGUCCUAUUCCCAUUGUAUUUUGGGAACGAAUAAACAACAUAAACUUCGCAGUAGAGCCCGGCGUGCCUAACCUUCCUGGAAGCGAAGAUGGCAUGUUCCAGUUUCAACGACUCUUUGAUCGCACCUUCGAGUGUUUAGGAAGCAAAAGGAAUUACAAAGCCUUCAUGAUUGUCGACGCGGAAAUCAAUCAAGCCAAGAAUUAUGUCAUGCGCUUUAACCGAUUUCCUGCUGAGAAAAGCUUGGAAAAAUACGUGGAAAGGGACGGGGAGAGAUCCAAGGAAACGAUCAAAGCGGAGCAAGAGAAAGUGGUCAAACGGAUCCGGGCGACGUUGAGCGUGUUCUGGUACCUGGCAACGCCCACAGCCAAGGAGAAGCUCAACAAAGUUGUAAAGGACAUCCAUACGCAAUUGAAAUUCACGGAGGGGGUCUACAACAAGAGGUUCCCGAACGAGAAGGUUGUGGCUUCGAUGAGGACGAAUGUGGAGUCCCAAAUCGCACAGACGCGGCGGCUGCUGCGGGGGUUUGACGAUGAGCUGGCUAAGGAUAUGCGCGUCAACAUGGACAACUUUGAGAAGAACUUGAGGGGCGGCAGGAACCUUAGGAUUGAUACCAGCGGCUUCCCUAAAAUUGAAGAUGGGGACACGGAGAUGGGAGGUACCUCCUAG